ACUUCCGAUACGUGCAUAUGCAUCAUGGGCAUGCUGCAUGCAUGUCAAGUUGUCAUGCAUAAAUUUGGCAAAUCUUGAUCAUCCCCACCUUAUUAUAAUCUCACUUGUUUUGUUGCUUAUAUCAUUAAAAUCACAUCUUCCUAUAUACAACUCUACACAGCAGUCCACAGUCUCAAUGUUGUUAUUAUAAUUCCCUUUCACUUAAUUUUCCUACCUUCUCUUCUCUGAAUCCUCCUCUUCUCUCCAUAAAUCAUAGCCGGAAACCGAUAUAGAAAAUUUUAGUCAUAUCUCAUGAUAUGGGGCCGUAUGAUUUAGGCAUCUCCAUCGGAAGUAGCAACAACUCCGGCAGCAAUUGUUUCCAUAAUGAGAAGUUGGUCACGCCGGAUAUCGAUGGGUUUCUGGCUUCUGAUGCAGUUCUUUACUCCAUGCUUAACGAGUUGAAUAAUCAGUCCUUACCUAAUUAUAGUAGUGCAUCUCAUCAUCAUCAUAAUCUAUCAAAUUUAUCAGCUGAUCUAGAGCUUAUAGACUCGUUAAUCCCAGCGCCUGAAUCAUUAGUUCCGACAGCCGGUAACAUCGCGUGGAGUGAUCAGAACGGUAUAAAUCAGCAACCUCAAAUUAAUCAAGCAUCACCACCGGCACAACAACAUCAAAUGACGACGGCAAGUGUAGUUUCGCCGAAGAACGAGAUUGAAAUGUCAUACGAAUCAUCAGAGAAUGUUCAGGAACUCGGAAUGGUUUCGGCGUCAUCACCUGCAGAGGCUACGGAAGAAGAAGAUCCUAGUAUCAGGUUAGUACACUUGCUGAUGACAUGUGCAGAGGCAGUCCAACAUGGCCACAUCUCAUUGGCUGCAGCUUUGAUUGAAGAAAUGCGUUAUACAUUGACACGGGUUAACACCCUUUGUGGAAUCGGGAAAGUUGCCGGAUAUUUCAUUGAUGCACUAUCCCGACGAGUUUUUAGCCCUUCGUCACAAGAAGGAUUCUUACCGGCAACCGAUUCGACUCAGGAGAAUGAGUUCUUGUACCAUCAAUUUUAUGAAGCUUGUCCGUUUUUAAAAUUUGCUCAUUUUACAGCGAAUCAAGCAAUCAUAGAAGCGUUCCAGGGUCAUGAUUGUGUUCAUGUGAUCGAUUUUAAUCUAGUGCAUGGUCUUCAGUGGCCGGCAUUGAUUCAAGCUCUAGCUUUACGUCCUGGUGGACCACCGGUUUUGAGACUAACCGGAAUUGGUCCCCCAUCAACAGACGGCAGUGACUCGCUUCGUGAAAUCGGAUUACGGCUAGCCGAAGUAGCUUGGUCGGUUAACGUUAAAUUCAGCUUCCGGGGAGUAUCAGCAUCACGGCUGGAUGAUGUGAAGCCAUGGAUGCUACAAGUUAAACCAUUUGAAGCCGUAGCCAUAAAUUCAAUAAUGCAGCUCCAUCGGUUACUAGGAACCGAUUCAACUCGCGGAUCACCACCGAUUGACUCAGUACUAAGUUGGAUUCGAAGCUUAAACCCGAAGAUCGUGACGGUUGUUGAACAAGAAGCGGACCAUAAUCAACCUGGAUUCUUAUCCCGGUUCACAGAAGCCUUGUACUAUUAUUCCACAAUCUUUGAUUCUUUAGAAGCUUGUGGACUUCAACAAGAAAAAGCUUUUGCAGAGAUGUACAUACAAAAGGAGAUAUGCAAUGUGCUAAGUUGCGAAGGUGUAAGCCGGGUCGAACGUCAUGAACCGCUGAUUAAAUGGCGCAACAGGCUCGUAGACGCAGGGUUCGGGCCGUUACAUCUCGGUUCCAAUGCUUUGAAACAAGCAAGGAUGUUAUUGACAUUGUUUUCAGCUGAAGGCUAUUCAGUGGAAGAGAAUGAGGGUUUUCUGACAUUGAACUGGCAAAGCAGGCCUCUCAUUGCUGCUUCCGCUUGGCAGCCCUUCGCGUCAAAUUAGUCAGGCCACCACGGCACAACCAGUGUCACUCCUACAAUAAAAAUACAUGUAAUUACAGGAUUAAAAAAUGUCAUGUUGCUUCUGAUUGGAACCUAUACCGAGUUAUGUUCUAUGAUGCUUAUUUUAUGUUGCAAAA
Molecule: messenger RNA, 2049 nt
Organism: Papaver somniferum (opium poppy)
Lineage: Eukaryota; Viridiplantae; Streptophyta; Magnoliopsida; Ranunculales; Papaveraceae
Product: DELLA protein GAIP-like
Exons: 1
Coding region: 297-1913 (538 amino acids)
Biological process (GO): regulation of DNA-templated transcription
Cellular component (GO): nucleus
Molecular function (GO): DNA-binding transcription factor activity; sequence-specific DNA binding
Source: RefSeq, a predicted model, not a curated record